Molecule: messenger RNA, 351 nt
Organism: Thrips palmi
Lineage: Eukaryota; Metazoa; Arthropoda; Insecta; Thysanoptera; Thripidae
Product: larval cuticle protein A2B-like
Exons: 3
Coding region: 4-351 (115 amino acids)
Cellular component (GO): chitin-based extracellular matrix
Molecular function (GO): structural constituent of chitin-based larval cuticle
Source: RefSeq, a predicted model, not a curated record
GCCAUGGCGGCGGCCGGCAGCUGGACGCUGCUCUGGGUGGCGUGCUUCGCGGUGGCCCCCGGCCCCACGGUCGCGAUGCUGCUCCGGGGGCCGUCGUCGUCGUCCGGGAGCGCGGAGGCCCAGGCCAGGCUGACCGUCGUGGACUGGAACGCCUACGAUGACCGGGAACAGGACGGCCCCGGGACGUACAGCUUCGGCUACGAGAUCGAGGACGCGGCCACCGCCAACACGCAGUUCAGGCAGGAGGAGCGCUUCGCCAACGGCACGGUGGUGGGCAGCUACGGCCUGGUGGAGCCCGACGGCAACGUGCGCGUCGUCAACUACGUCGCCGACGCCCAGGGCUACAGGUAA